Plasmodium inui San Antonio 1 is the source of this 648-nucleotide messenger RNA. RefSeq lists its product as hypothetical. The transcript has a single exon. The coding region runs from base 1 to 648 and encodes 215 amino acids. The record is from RefSeq and is a predicted model, not a curated record. NCBI's taxonomy places the organism in Eukaryota, Apicomplexa, Aconoidasida, Haemosporida, Plasmodiidae. Gene Ontology annotation, biological process: negative regulation of protein kinase activity. Gene Ontology annotation, cellular component: nucleolus. Gene Ontology annotation, molecular function: protein kinase binding; double-stranded RNA binding; protein kinase inhibitor activity.
AUGGAUAUAAAAGUGCUGGAUGACGAAAUCAUGCUGUCUGAUGGGCGGGUCAUAAGAAUGCCCGUUAAACAGGCAGAGGAAAAAGAGAAGGAAAAAAGCAAAGGGAGAAUAAAGGUGGAUAAAGUGCCAAACGUUUGUGGAAGCAGCGCGGGGGCAGGAAGUGACUACUUUGAUCUCUACCGAAAACAAAGAAAUGAAGAAAAUGAAAGACUCGAAUUGAUGGAAAAGAAGUGGAAAGAAUAUACACAGAAUCAAAUAUUCCAGAGUAAGAGGAAGGAAAAAAUUGAGUUUAUAGAAAAGAAAAGUUUAAAAAAAAAGAAAAAAAGACAAAUGAGGAAGAACAAAAUUAGGGAGCUGCGAAAUAGUAAGAAGGCUAAAGUAGAAGGGAAGAGUGACGAAAAAACGGAAAAGACGAGUGACCAGGCGGGGGAAGACUCUUGUCCAAGCGAUUAUGAUACUUCCAGGGAGGUGAAUCAAUCGGUCUCCUCCCAGAAGAAACAUCAUAACGGUUUACCUACGCCUGAUGAGAUGGUCAAACCGGAUAGGGCACAAUCGGGAGAAGACGAGCCUGAUAAGUUGGAGGCCCCCCAACCCGUGGACACAGACACGUUCCUUGUGGUUAAGGAGGGAGAGGAGGAACUCUUCUAG